Messenger RNA from Acanthoscelides obtectus, 449 nucleotides. NCBI's taxonomy places the organism in Eukaryota, Metazoa, Arthropoda, Insecta, Coleoptera, Chrysomelidae. The record is from the annotation of a GenBank genome assembly.
UGAUUAUGUACGAAAUGCUUUUGAAACCUGUUUACCCCAUAGAAGCACUAUAGGAAAAUGGUUUAAGACCAUUAAUGCUGAACCAGUUUCUCUAGUGAGGCAAUUAAUGUUUUGAAGAAAAAUGUAGAAUAUUCGGAUAAGCCUGUACUAUUAAGCCUCAUUAUAGAUGAGAUGUCCAUUCGGAAGCAUCUUGAUUUAGAAGAUGAUUCUAACUUUAUGGCCAAACAGGUAUUUGUUAUGAUAAUUGUUAACAUUAAUGGAACUUGGAAGCUGCCAGUUGGCUAUUUCCUUGUAGUUGUUUCACAGUGCAUACAAUUAGUUUCUGCUACAGGAGCACGAGUUGUAUCGCUUACAUUUGAUGGUGCUCCUUCAAAUAUUGCAGUGGCAAAUACUUUGGGAACCAAUAAUUCUUAUGACUCAUUAAAACACAUUUUUCUUUAGAUGGUAAC